AGACCCAUAUUAAAGACUCACACUUACCACUACCAAACCAACAUUCACUCGCUACUCUCUCUCACGCACACACACAAACACGAUCAUGGGCGCGAAGAAGAAGUCAGGUGGUGGAAAUGGCAACAAGGAGAACGAGGACGGCACCACAACCGUCGUUUUGAAGAUCGACUUCCACUGCGACGGUUGCGCUUCCAAAAUCACUCGCCACCUCCGUUCUCUCCAAGGUGUGGAGACGGUGCAGGCGGAGAGCGACGCCGGGAAGGUAACGGUGACCGGGAAACUUGACCCCGUGAAGGUGAGGGACAACCUGGCGGAGAAGAUGAAGAAGAAGGUGGAAAUCGUGUCUCCGCAGCCGAAGAAGGAAAAGGAGGAGAAUAAAGACGCCAAAGCCAACAACAAAACCGAGGACAAGAAAAACAAGGACAAAGAGGUGACUACCGCGGUUCUGAAGAUGGCACUGCAUUGCCAGGGUUGCUUGGACAGGAUUGGCAAGACUGUGCUGAAAACCAAAGGAGUGAAAGAGAUGGCUAUAGACAAGGAAAAGGAAACGGUGACUGUGAAAGGGACAAUGGAUGUUAAGGCUCUGGCGGAGAAUCUAAUGGAGAAGCUGAGGAGGCAGGUUUUGGUGGUCCCUCCGAAGAAAGAGAAGGAUGGUGACAAGGAAGGAGAAAAGGACAAGGAAGGAUCGGGGAAGAAGAAGAAGGGUGGUGGUGGUGGUGGUGGAGAAGGAGACAGUAACGAAGGGGUAAUAGAGAAAAUAGAUUACAGCAGAAUGGAGUAUUUGCCACAACCUGCUUUUGGCUUUGGUUAUGGUUAUGGACACGGAAAUAGUGGUGGUUAUAGCUAUGUGCCAGUGUACCCGGAGCAGAUGCACUUUCACAUGCAUGCACCACCACCACAAAUUUUCAGUGACGAGAACCCGAAUGCCUGUUCUGUCAUGUGAGCGAGGUGUCAGAGGUUGAUUUCAUUCAACUGGGUGGUGGUGAUGGAUGAUGAUAAUGACGAUGGUGGUGGAUUGUCUUGGCCAGUUGGCCAGCCAGGGUUAUAGACUAGAGGCUAUAGUGUAGACUGUUUCUAUUCUUUAUUUCAAUUUUGGCUUUUAGAAUUCCACGAGAACUUUGAGAUGUUUUGUUUGUGAUUUUGAUGUGAUUAGUUAACCAAUACGGAUGAUAUAUUUUCAAAUGGCAAUGCCACUUUCA
Vigna radiata var. radiata (mung bean) is the source of this 1199-nucleotide messenger RNA. RefSeq names its product heavy metal-associated isoprenylated plant protein 3. The transcript has 5 exons. Bases 86 to 943 code for a protein of 285 amino acids. Gene Ontology annotation, molecular function: metal ion binding. The record is from RefSeq and is a predicted model, not a curated record. Lineage: Eukaryota; Viridiplantae; Streptophyta; Magnoliopsida; Fabales; Fabaceae.